Molecule: messenger RNA, 391 nt
Organism: Umbelopsis ramanniana AG
Lineage: Eukaryota; Fungi; Mucoromycota; Umbelopsidomycetes; Umbelopsidales; Umbelopsidaceae
Exons: 1
Coding region: 31-288 (85 amino acids)
Source: RefSeq, a predicted model, not a curated record
GAUAUCAAAUUAACUACUAAACAAUUAACAAUGGCCGACGCUGGACGCAAAGAUUUCUCUCAACAAGCUAAGGAAUCCCUUAAGCCCGAUUCCCAAAAGACCUACACCGAACAAGCCGGUGAACAAGUCUCCUCCGGUGUUGACCGUGUCCAAGGUGCUGUUCUUCCCAACUCUGAGAAGAGCGCUCACCAAUCCGCUUUCGAUAGCGCCAGAGGUAACAAGGACGAUGCCAAGCACGGUGAAGGCAUUCUUGACAAGGCCAAGGACAAGCUCGGUCUCAACAACUAAAUAUCUGUUAAAUACUCGUGUGAUACUGAAUAAUCUUAUUUAAUAUCAACAUUGUCAAAUAAAUUUGUCUAUAUGAUUUUGUAUGAAAAUUCUCUGUCUUUUC